Messenger RNA from Coprinopsis cinerea okayama7#130, 1334 nucleotides. Its product is annotated as vacuole protein. Gene Ontology annotation, cellular component: Golgi apparatus; fungal-type vacuole membrane. Gene Ontology annotation, biological process: Golgi calcium ion homeostasis; calcium ion transmembrane transport; manganese ion transmembrane transport. The transcript has 4 exons. Gene Ontology annotation, molecular function: calcium ion transmembrane transporter activity; manganese ion transmembrane transporter activity. Lineage: Eukaryota; Fungi; Basidiomycota; Agaricomycetes; Agaricales; Psathyrellaceae. The record is from RefSeq and is a predicted model, not a curated record. Bases 91 to 915 code for a protein of 274 amino acids.
CUCCUUUCCUAGUCGUUCCUUUCAAAACCGGCAGCGCAGUUUUGCUGUCGCUGUCGUAGUUCAUACAAAAGUUAUCAAUUUAUAACAAAAAUGUCGGAAUUCUUCUAUGGCGCACAGGUGGACGGCAGCGUCCAGGCGACGUUGCAGUCCUUUGCCAUGAUCAUUGCCUCUGAAAUUGGCGACAAGACUUUCCUAAUUGCUGCUAUCCUCGCCAUGCGACACCCUCGGAUGGUAGUCUUCGCUGGAGCUUUCGGUUCCCUGGUCGUCAUGUCGGUUCUUUCAGCCGCCAUGGGCCACCUACUUCCCACACUCAUCCCAAAACGCUGGACGCAAAUUGCGGCUUCCAUUCUAUUCCUCGUAUUCGGCGUGAAGAUGUUCCUGGAGGCUCGCGCUAUGAAGAGUGGGAAUGAGAAAAUUCAGGAAGAGAUGAAGGAGGCAGAGGAGGAGAUUGACGACGACGAGGCUGAGCGCGAAGGAAAGAGCAUCCCGCUAGAGGAGAUGGAGGAGGGAGGAAGGGAAGAACAGCCAAAGUCGCCUGUCAUCCGCAAAGUCACGUCGUGGAAGGAUGGUGCCCGCAAUUUCUGCAGUCUAAUGCUGGGACCUGUUUUCGUCCAAGCCUUUGUGCUCACCUUCCUCGGAGAGUGGGGCGAUCGAAGCCAAAUUGCGACCAUUGCGCUGGGCGCUGCUCAUAACGUCUAUCUCGUGACGCUGGGUACCGUCGUUGGGCAUGCCUUCUGCACAGCGUUGGCGGUCAUUGGAGGCCGCUAUGUAUCAACAAAGAUUUCCGUAAAGCACGUCACCCUCGGAGGCUCAGUCCUAUUUAUCAUCUUCGGCAUCGUCUACCUCUAUGAGGCCUACCGAAUGGGAGCUGACAUCGAAAUUCCCAUUCCACUAGAUACGGACCACGCGACCUAAUGAUGAUUUCCUCUCCUCGCUCUAUUUUUGUCUCAACUCCACACACGCACUUCGCUAUCGUUCAUCACCGUUUUUCGACUUCCUCUACUGUUGGACCGCAAAAUUUUGUGCAGUUAUACGGACUGGAUCAUUCCUCUUCUGCAUGCAUUCCAACCUUCGCUACUUCGCUCUUCUGCAUGCACCUUGAUCGACCUUUCGAUUCUUUCACCACCUCGAGGACCAGUGCCCUCCCCGCCUUUUCCCAUCCGACACCCACCCAUAGACUAUCCAUUACUGUGACGCCACUGCACGGUCUUUUACUCUUACCUGUUCGCAAUAGUGUAUCAACUAGACCUAAUGUAAUACGAAAGUUUUCGUUGUAUUUAUUUAGCUCUGUUUCGUCAUACUAUGUUGCCCUUUUUCAGGGUUCAUCAUGUCCC